Leishmania mexicana MHOM/GT/2001/U1103 is the source of this 1644-nucleotide messenger RNA. RefSeq lists its product as hypothetical. NCBI's taxonomy places the organism in Eukaryota, Euglenozoa, Kinetoplastea, Trypanosomatida, Trypanosomatidae. The transcript has a single exon. The record is from RefSeq and is a predicted model, not a curated record. Bases 1 to 1644 code for a protein of 547 amino acids.
AUGUCCUACAGUUUCUCUACUGUCAGCGGCGUGCUGCCGCUUGGUACCCAGCGUGCAUACGUUCCACGAGCUUCGCGACCACAUCUUGCCUGGUCCGCGGUGCCGUCGUCUCGAGUUAUAGGACGCCAAUGCCGACUAAGAGGCGACGGGACAGCCGCGCGUGAGCAGACCCGCGGCACAGAGAGCACGGAGGCAGAGGGAGGCGAAGCCGCCGUCACGUCAGCCUCCCCUACUGAGCUUGGCUUGGCGGGGUUGCUCACGACGGACGCGGCAUCUGGCACGCGUCUCACCCUCUACUCCGAUCCCGAUUCACCGCAGCUGCCGCUCUGCAGCGCGACCAUUCCGUCACAGCGGCGCGUGGUGGCACUGUGGACUCCGCCAACGAGCACCAGUGCCGACAAGGACGGUGGCGGCAACGUAUGUGCCAUGGCACCGCUGUUCGUCAGCGAUGACACGGGAGGUGUUUUCGCCUACCAAUGGAGCGGCUCAGACAGCUUGAGUGAGCCAGCAGAAAAGCGUCGCCGUACCGACGCGAACACGGGGCGCGCACUCAAUGAAGACAAGGACGGCGUGUGGACCCCCGUGGCCCGGGCGCACUCCACACUAUCCUCGGAUGUAGCGCGAAUGCAAUCCUGCAGGUCUGCCAUGUCAAGCCUCUUCGCCGUUACCCGUGGCGCGCCGGGCUGGGCCGGGCUAACGGCACUGCAUGCCUCACUGCCGUACAGCGCGGCAUUGCAGUUGGUGUCGGUGCGCGAGUUCUACCAUGACGUGCGCCUCAUUGACCCCACGCGACAGACCGUCGUGCGCACCUACAGCACUACGCACACCCCCACCGGUGUGCUCUCCCCCUCUGUGCCGGCCGCUCCACACUGCAUCCUUAUCGUCGAGGGUUGUCUGGCAACGCUGUAUGAUGUGCGAUGCCCGAGUGCCGUCGUGUCGCUCGGCGAGGUGUACGAGUCGCAGGCCGAGUGGCGAGCCGCCAAGGACGCCGCGGCGGCGGGGACUGAUAAGCAGGAUGGCAGCGGCGUCGAGGGCGGCAAGCAGGGGAACGGCAAGAGUCCCGAAGGCGUCAGCGCUGGUGCCGCAUUGGCCCCCGUACCACCUCUCAUUCCUGGCCGCCUUACCAGCACCGUCGGUCAUGUGCGUGACAUCUGCGGCACCGCGAACCCGUUCGAAGUGGCGUGCGCGGUGGAUCGUGCGCUCUGCGUGUACGACCUGCGCAAGUUCAACCGCCUCUUCACCUCCUCGAGCGUUCUAAAGUAUGUCAUUGGGAGUGUAACUUCCGUGGCGGGCGGCCGUGGCGUUGUGUGCGCCGGCAUCGACGCCGAGGUGCGGCUUAUCCCGCUGCAUGAGAAGUCCGAUACGUUGUCCAAAGGGAUGCUGUCACUGGCUGCGCGUGUCGUCACACAGGCCCAGCAAAAGAAGCAGCGUAGUGACACCCGCAAGUCUGAGACACAGGACAGAAAGGCCGUCGGCGGAGCGGACGCCAACGCUGUGGGCCCGGGCGGAACGUUUCGCACGCGCCUCAGCACCUCUGUCAGCUGUACGACAACGUGGCAGGGCGGGUGGGUGACCACAUGCAACGGGGGCGGCGCAGUUGCAGUGGGCGUGUCGGUGGAUGGUGAGGUGUUCCUGGCUCAGUGA